Molecule: messenger RNA, 1531 nt
Organism: Andrographis paniculata
Lineage: Eukaryota; Viridiplantae; Streptophyta; Magnoliopsida; Lamiales; Acanthaceae
Exons: 2
Coding region: 191-1342 (383 amino acids)
Source: RefSeq, a predicted model, not a curated record
AUGAGUAUAUGCACCCUAUUGGGUAGUUAUCCUUUCCCUGCCUACGCCUACCCUCUCCUCCCUUCCUUGUCUUCCCCAUUUUCAGAUUUUGCACACUGCAGCCUCCCUUCUUCUUCUUCUUCUUCUUCGUUCAAGGAAGGGGUAGCAGGCAGAUCAAAUCAAAUCAAAUCAAAUCAGAUCAAACCCAUCAAUGGAGAGGCUCAUCUAUUCCCACACGGUUCCGGCCAAAUUCCGCCUAAAUUCUCUCCUUCUACCCCGACUCCCCACCCGCCACUGCCCCCGGACUACCCUCCAACCCUUUUUACCUUCCUCCCAAUCAGCCCGAUUCAACUUCAAUCCGCUCUCUUCCUCUUCCGCUCUCAAAGGCUCUUCUUUUUCGCCUCCCAGAGUUCUCCACGACGACUCCCAUGGAACCACUCCCUCUCCCUCCCUCCAUGGAAAUGACCCCACUACCUUCCCUAACCCCCAUUUUCUCCACUGGAUUGCGCAGAAAUUCUCUCAGCACAAAAAGGUGGCUAAUGCUGGAAUGGUGAUUCUACUAUCGGCCAUCUUUGUAACCUUUCUACACCCCAUUGUUGUAUCCCCAGCUUUUGCCAGUUUCCAGCAUGCAGCUAAGAGUGGCGUGGCCCAUAGACUCUUUCGAAGUGAGCUGUUGAGCAGUGCGUGGACUGGCUUCUUUGCCGGCUGCUUACACACAUUAUCGGGGCCUGAUCAUCUUGCUGCAUUAGCCCCACUUUCCAUAGGCCGCACGAGGAUGGAGAGUGCGGCUGUGGGAGCCCUAUGGGGAUGUGGGCACGACGCCGGGCAAGUGCUGUUUGGCCUAAUCUUUCUGCUUCUCAAGGACAAGCUGCACAUUGAGAUCAUCCGAAACUGGGGAACGAGAGUGGUGGGCUUCACUCUGCUGGUGAUCGGCGCAAUGGGAAUCAGAGAAGCUUCGGAAGUCCCUGUACCGUGUGUUGCUAUGGAAAAUGGCGAAUGCGAUGUCAGUGAGUAUGAGAAGCUGACGACGGCAGCCCCAGCAGUGGGGAAGAAGAAGAAAAUCGGGUUUGCGACAUUUGCUACAGGGAUCGUGCACGGGCUGCAGCCAGAUGCUCUGAUGAUGAUCUUGCCGGCGCUGGCGCUGCCUUCGCGGGUGGCGGGUGCUGCGUUUCUGGUGAUGUUCCUGGUGGGGACGGUGAUGGCGAUGGGGAGUUACACGGUGUUUAUAGGUUCGUGCAGCGAGGCUCUCAAGGAUCGGAUUCCGAGGAUAACGGAGAAGCUCACUUGGGCAUCUUCUCUGAUUGCGAUCGCUCUCGGGCUUGCUAUUCUGGUCAGCCAAUUUUUCGGGUUUAGCUUGUAUUAGAUUGAUUUAGAUGGGAGAUUUGCCAUUGCCAUUGCCAUUGCAAGCAGAGGAGGAGUGGGUGUGGAAGAAGCCUUUGGAGCAACGAUUCCGGCUAGGCUAGUGAUUUGAAUUUUAUGAUAUGAUGAUAUAUGAUAUUGGUUUAUGUAAUGUGACUUUUUGUUUUGGAGUUAAAUGCACUCACUCGCUCAA